Prunus armeniaca (apricot) is the source of this 1440-nucleotide messenger RNA. Lineage: Eukaryota; Viridiplantae; Streptophyta; Magnoliopsida; Rosales; Rosaceae. The record is from the annotation of a GenBank genome assembly.
AUGAUGAACAGAAAAUCAAGUAAUUGUGCUAUUUGUGAGAGUUCAAAUCUCGCUUCUGUCUGUGCUAUCUGUGUCAAUUACAGAUUAACUGAUUAUAACAGUUCUUUAAAGGCACUGAAGAGUCGUCGUGAUUCCUUGUAUUCAAGAUUGACUGAAGCGCUUGUGGCAAAGGGUAAGGCUGAUGAUCAACUAAAUUGGAGAGUGCUUCAAAAUGAAAAGCUUGUGAGGUUAAGGGAAAAGCUCCGCUGUAAUAAAGAACAGCUUGUGCAAGGCAAGGCAAAGAUUGAGAAGAUGUCCUAUGACCUAAAAGUAAAAUCUGGGGUGCUUGACUCAGCCCGUGCUGUGUUGGGAAAAAAUCGUGCAGAACAACUGGAGAAGUUCUAUCCCAACCUUAUAUGCACUCAGAACUUAGGGCAUAUGGCAAUUACCUCUGAACGCCUUCAUAAACAGUCAGUGGUUAUAAAACAAAUAUGUAAAUUGUUCCCCCAACGUCGGGUGACUGUUGAUGCAAAGAGGAAAGAUGCAUCUGGUGGUCAAUAUGAUCAAAUUUGUAAUGCAUGCUUACCAAGAGGGCUGGAUCCACACUCAGUUCCAUCAGAAGAGCUUGCUGCUUCUUUGGGAUACAUGGUUCAACUCCUGAAUCUUGUCGUUCAGAACUUAGCUGCUCCAGCACUUCAUAACCCAGGUUUCGCAGGUUCCUGCUCUCGGAUAUGGCAAAGAGAUUCUUAUUGGGAUGCGUGCCCUUCUUCUAGGAGCAAUGAAUAUCCUCUCUUUAUACCACGGCAAAAUUAUUGCUCCACUAGUGGCGAAAAUUCGUGGUCUGAUAGAAGCUCAAGUAAUUUUGGUGUUGCUUCAAUAGAUUCCGAGAGGAAACCCCAUCUGGAUUCUUCUGGAAGUAGUAGCUUUAAUUAUACUUCUGCUUCUCAACACUCUGUCGAAACACACAAAGAUUUGCAGAGAGGGAUUUCACUGCUCAAGAAAAGUGUGGCAUGCAUUACAGCAUACUGUUAUAACUCACUUUGUUUAGAUGUCCCUUCUGAGGCAUCUACCUUUGAAGCAUUUGCAAAAUUGUUGGCUACAUUAUCUUCAUCCAAGGAAGUUCAUUCUGUUUUCUCUUUGAAAAUGGCUUGUUCAAGGUCAUGUAAGCAAGUUCAACAAUUGAACAAAUCUGUUUGGAAUGUGAAUUCUGCCAUAUCGUCAACCACUCUACUGGAUAGCGCACAUGCCAUGACAAUGACGAAAAAUUUGAAUGAAUAUAACCUGCCUACUUAUGCCACCAGCUCUCUUUGUUCCACUGAGUUGUCUGAUUCUGGGAAGAAUGAAUCCCUUGUAGAAGGAUGGGAUCUUGUAGAACAUCCAACUUUUCCUCCUCCACCAUCACAAUCUGAGGAUAUUGAGCAUUGGACUCGAGCCAUGUUCAUCGAUGCUAAAAGAAAAUGA